Messenger RNA from Musa acuminata AAA Group (dessert banana), 1599 nucleotides. RefSeq names its product squamosa promoter-binding-like protein 18. The record is from RefSeq and is a predicted model, not a curated record. Lineage: Eukaryota; Viridiplantae; Streptophyta; Magnoliopsida; Zingiberales; Musaceae. Gene Ontology annotation, molecular function: DNA binding. The transcript has 4 exons. The coding region runs from base 293 to 1348 and encodes 351 amino acids. Gene Ontology annotation, cellular component: nucleus.
CUCUUUAAGAGCAUCAAAUACAUUAUCCAAGUCACUGUUCCUCUCCUCCCAGUAAUUGUAGCCAUAGCCUUUUCAUGCCUAUAUGUAUACUUGUCUCUACCUAUAUAUAUGUCAACCUGUGUCUUCUACUCUUUCAACCAUCAUAUUGAAUGGUGAUCAGUAGUGGUUGCAACCAUGCCAGGAAUUGGAUGAUUGGAAGGAUCGCAUAAGCCCCGUGUUCUUGGUGUUGCAGUUCAGUCUAUUUGCAGUCUUCUUGCUCUUUUGCCUUGUUGGACUGGGAAGGGAGAGGGUCAUGGAGUGGGAUCCCAAGCUCCCCACGUGGGGUUUGGCAGAGCUGGAGCAAACUGCUGAAGCCAAGAUGGGCGCCAUGGCAGGGCCGAGCUGCUCGGUCGACCUGAAGCUUGGGGGCGGCUCAGGUGAUGCCGGACCACCUGAGCAAUGGAGAAACCAACCUCGGUCGACGACGACGAUGGCCUGCAGUCCAUCCAAGCGGGCUCGAGCACCGAGCAUGGCAAGCCAGACCGCGUCGUGCUUGGUCGACGGGUGCAGGGCCGAUCUCAGCAGCUGCAAGGAGUACCACAGACGCCACAAGGUGUGCGAGCUGCACUCCAAGACUCCGGUUGUGGUGGUGGGUGGCGUCGAGCAGCGCUUCUGUCAGCAGUGCAGCAGGUUUCACUUGCUGGCGGAGUUUGAUGAGGAGAAACGAAGCUGCAGGAAGCGUUUGGAUGGACACAACAGACGCAGAAGAAAGCCUCAAUCUGAGUCGAUUAAUUCUCCCACUCUGCUUCCACUUUAUCAAGAAACCAUGCAUGCAGGGACGAGGUUCUCAACAUAUCCUCACGUAUCUCAGAUUCUUCCCACACAGCCCAGCUGGGCUGGAAUCAUCAAGACGGAGGAAGAUGCAUUGUACACACAUGGCCACCAUUGUUUUCCCCCUGGAUCCUUCUCCAACAUCUACAAACAAGACAAAGCUGCCUACGGCAGAACAGCAAUGGAGACCGCCUCUGCAGCAGAAAGUAGCAGCAGGAUCUUCUCCGAUGGAUUAACCCAAGUUCUCGACUCCGAUUGUGCUCUCUCUCUUCUGUCAUCACCAACUCAGACCUCAACCAUAAACGUCGGCCGGAUGCUAUCCGCUGGUGUGGUUGCAGUGGGAGAGCCUCUUGUUUCGAGCCUCCAGUACUCGGGGUUCUCAUGUUCACGGGUUGAGGACGAUCAAACAGGUGGAGUUCUGAUCUCUGAUGCUGAUGCUGAUACGGAUGCUGAUCUCCACUGCCAGGACAUUUUUCAUGUGGGAGGUGAAGGGUCUUCGGAUGUGGCCUCCCAUUCUCUUCCUUUUUCUUGGCAAUAGCAGUCCAGCGUGAGUCGUUUGUAGUCAUCUCAUGUUCUUCACAUUGCAGUUCUUGUUCACUGCUCAAACACAUUAUGCCGGUCUUCCAAACUUGCAACAGAUUAAAAGACAUGUUUACUCUUGUUUGUUUCUUAUCAGUGACUAGUUGACGACCUGUAGAUGUUAGGAGUGGCACAGAUUGCUCGGCUUUGAAGAUUGUACAUGUUUAUGUAAAUUAUUCUGAAGAUUUAAUGUUGAAAUCUAUCAUUUUA